AUAAUAAAUAAUAAACUCUCAAGGACUGAAACAAAGAACAACAGUAGACAGACAUGUAAUAAAUGGAUUAAGCUUUAAAACUUUGAUAAUAUAUAAGAUAAUGUAAGAUUCUGGUAAAAAAAGUCCCAAUCAAGGUCUCCUUAAGAGCUUAACUGAAGGUAGAUAUAGCCGAGCAUUAUUCUUUUCACGUACGCAGUCAACGUUGUUCUCAAGCACCUUCAGCUCUGAAAAAGACUUGAAUCUGAAAAUAUUUUAAACAUGGGGAAGAAGAAGGAACUAGGGAAAGAAUCUGCAGAUGAGCCACAUCUUGAGGCAAUGCAGGGUCCGACUUUGAAGUAUCCAAAGGCUGUGUUCUUCAUCAUUUCAAAUGAGUUUUGCGAGCGAUUUUGUUACUACGGCAUGAGAACAAUUCUUUCUCUGUACUUGGUGCAAUGGUUGAUGUACUCGGAGGACACGGCUACUGUUGUGUACCACGCUUUUGCAGCAUUCUGCUACUUCACUCCUAUUAUAGGAGCAAUCAUUGCAGACAGCUGGCUUGGAAGAUUCAAGACGAUAUUGAUUUUAUCCAUUGUCUAUGCAAUCGGCAGCAUCUCCAUCGCUUUGUCAGCCAUACCUGAUUUCAUUCCUCCUGAAGCUUUUACUUUCGUUGGCUUAGUGUUGAUCGGACUUGGUACAGGAGGAAUCAAGCCAUGCGUCUCGGCAUUUGGUGGCGACCAGUUCAUUGUGCCAGCUCAGGAGGCUCAAUUGCAGAAGUAUUUCUCCGUCUUCUACCUAUCGAUCAAUGGAGGCAGUCUCGUGUCCACUUUCAUCACACCCAUCCUUCGAGAAGAUGUAAAAUGUUUUGGACAAAACGGGUGCUAUUCACUUGCUUUCGGAGUCCCUGCCAUACUUAUGGUUCUGUCGAUUGUAAUCUUCGUGGCUGGCAAGCCAUUGUACAAAAGCAAGAAGCCUGAAGGAAAUAUUGUGCUCAGGGUGUGUCAAUGCAUUGGGCGGGGCAUAGUGAUGAGGGUGAAAAACCGCAAGGGAGAGAAAAGAGAGCACUGGCUGGACCACGCUGAAGACAAAUAUGACAAGAAGUUAAUUGCUGAUGUAAAGAUAACGCUGAACGUUUUGACAAUGUUCUUGACAGUUCCAAUUUUCUGGGCUUUGUACGACCAACAAGGGUCCAGGUGGACGUUUCAGGCCACUCGAAUGACAGGAGACAUGGGAGGGUGGACCAUCAAACCUGACCAAAUGCAAGUCGUCAACCCCCUUUUGAUUGUGAUCAUGAUUCCCGUGUUUGAAGCCGUCAUCUACCCUCUCUUCAAAAAGAUCAAUAUUUUGCAAAAACCACUGACGAAAAUGGGUGUUGGUGGAGUUUUAGCUGGCCUGUCCUUCGUCCUUUCAGCCCUCGUAGAGCUCUUCAUCAAACCGACAGAGGCCAUCAUUCCCAUGGGGGGAGAGGCGCAGCUCAGGGUGUUCAACACUUUGAACUGUCCUAUUAUAAUAUCAGCUACGGGCGAUGUUGAAAUUGACGCAUUUGAAAUCGAACCUCUACAAGCCUGGGAGAAUUUGCACAUCGCGGCUCAAAACAGCAAAACAUUUAAAAUAAAGGCCAAGCCAGGAGAGCGCUGCGACCCUCGCUUGUUGGAAACGGAGCUUGACGUCGGAGUCAUCGAAUGGACUGCCCAAAGUUACGCUCUACACGAUGGUGUAGGGUCUUCUCCAAUUAUAAAAAUAUCCGAAACAUCUAUUGACUCACCACAAAAGUCUCAAAAUGGAAAUGGCAAAGUCAAAGUUUUAGUUAAUGCGAAAGAUGAUGGAGAUAAUGUGGUGGAAUUCAAAGGGAAAACUGCGCAUACUUUUACUGUUACUGGCGAGGCGGCAUUUUCGGACAUAUUUGAGUUUGAACCGGACAAUUACGAGAUUUUGCUGAAUGGGCAAAUUAUUGACUCGAAAUACGCGAUUAAAGUUGGUGGCGUUUACACUUUUGUUAUCAACGAAAUGAACAAUGAGGUUUUUCAAAUGACCAUCACACCUGAGAGCUCGCUUAACAUUCUGUGGCAGAUACCUCAGUAUUUUGUAAUGACAGCUGGAGAAAUUUUGUUUUCAGUGACGGGCCUAGAAUUUGCAUUUACACAAGCACCACUGAGUAUGAAAUCAGUUUUGGUUGCUGGGUGGUACAUAGCUGUGGCUGUUGGUAACAUGGUGGUGAUCUUCGUGGCAGAGGCCAAAAUUUUUAACGAACAAAUUUGGGAAUACUUGUUAUUUGCAGGCCUCGAGUUCAUUGCUAUGAUUAUAUUAUUCUUGCAAGCUUUGCUGUACAAAUAUGUCACUAUAGCAUCAGAUGAAGAUGCGGAAGAAGCGAAGCAGGAAAAAGUAAUUUUAGAGAGCGAAAGAUUAUAAAGCAAAAUAAAUUUAAAAGUAAUAUAUAUUUUUAAUUUGUUUAAUAUCACUG
This is a messenger RNA of Neocloeon triangulifer, 2437 nucleotides long. Its product is annotated as peptide transporter family 1-like. Gene Ontology annotation, molecular function: dipeptide transmembrane transporter activity. Gene Ontology annotation, biological process: oligopeptide transport; transmembrane transport. The transcript has 15 exons. Gene Ontology annotation, cellular component: membrane. The coding region runs from base 259 to 2385 and encodes 708 amino acids. NCBI's taxonomy places the organism in Eukaryota, Metazoa, Arthropoda, Insecta, Ephemeroptera, Baetidae. The record is from RefSeq and is a predicted model, not a curated record.